Molecule: messenger RNA, 3649 nt
Organism: Galeopterus variegatus (Sunda flying lemur)
Lineage: Eukaryota; Metazoa; Chordata; Mammalia; Dermoptera; Cynocephalidae
Gene: CAPRIN2
Product: caprin family member 2
Exons: 18
Coding region: 83-3295 (1070 amino acids)
Biological process (GO): positive regulation of canonical Wnt signaling pathway
Cellular component (GO): cytoplasm
Molecular function (GO): signaling receptor binding
Source: RefSeq, a predicted model, not a curated record
UGUGUUCCUCUAGUCCCAAUUCCAAUUUACUUUUAUACUUAACUUUGCAACCCCCUCCCCUCCUUCAGCCUCAUCUGUUUCAAUGGUGCAACUCUCUUCAUCCCUUUUUGGUUACCAGUCUCCUUCAGGCCAUUCAGAGGAGGGAACAGAGGGGAAUAUGAAGUCAGCCAAGCCCCAAGUGAACCACAAUCAGCAUGGGGAAAGCCAGCGGGCCACCAGCCCCCUGCAGUCUACUCUCAGUUCUGCUGCAUCUCCUUCCCAAGCAUACGAGACCUAUAUUGAUAAUGGACUCAUAUGCCUUAAACACAAAAUUAGAAACAUCGAGAAAAAGAAGCUCAAACUGGAAGAUUACAAGGAUCGCCUGAAAAAUGGAGAGCAACUUAAUCCAGACCAGUUGGAAGCAGUAGAAAAAUAUGAAGAAGUGCUACAUAACUUGGAAUUUGCCAAGGAGCUGCAGAAAACCUUUUCUGGAUUGAGCCAAGAUCUACUGAAAGCGCAGAAGAAGGCCCAGAGAAGGGAGCAUAUGGUAAAACUUGAGGCUGAGAAGAAAAAGCUUCGUACUAUACUUCAAGUUCAGUAUGUAUUACAGAACUUGACACAGGAACACGUACAAAAAGACUUCAAAGGGGGCUUGAAUGGUGCGGUGUAUUUGCCUUCAAAAGAACUUGACUACCUCAUUAAAUUUUCAAAACUGACCUGCCCUGAAAGAAAUGAAAGUCUGAGUGUUGAAGACCAGAUGGAGCAAUCAUCCUUGUACUUUUGGGACCUUUUGGAAGGUAGUGAGAAAGCAGUAGUAGGAACGACAUACAAACACAUGAAAGAUCUACUGUCUAAAUUACUGAAUUCAGGCUAUUUUGAAAGUAUUCCAGUUCCCAAAAAUGCUAAGGAAAAAGAAGUAUCAUUGGAGGAGGAAAUGCUAAUACAAUCAGAGAAGAAAAAACAAUUAUUGAAGACCGAAUCUGUUAAAGAGUCAGAGGCUCUUCUGGAACUUGCACAGCCAGAGAUACAGCCGCAAGAGUUUCUUAACAGACGUUAUAUGACAGAAGUAGAUUAUUCAAGCAAACAAGACGAAGAGCAAUCUUGGGGAGUAGAUUAUGCUAAAAAACCAAAUCUCCCCAAAUGUUGGGAUAUGCUUACUGAACCAGAUGGUCAGGAGAAGAAACAGGAAUCCUUCAAGUCCUGGGAGUCUCCUGUUAAACACCAGGAGGUAUCAAAGCCUGCAGUUUCCUUAGAACAGAGGAAACAAAUUCCAAAACUCAGGUCUACUCUGCCAGAAGAGCAGAAGAAGCAGGAGGUCUCCAAACUCAAGCUAACUCCUAGCCAGUGGAAGCAAGAAACUCCUAAAUCUAAAGCAGGAUACAUUCAAGAGGAACAGAAAAAACAGGAAACACCAAAGCCUUGGCCAGUUCAGCUGCAGAAAGAACAGGAUCCAAAGAAGCAAACUCCAAAGUCUUGGACACCUUCUAUGCAGAGUGAACAGAAUAUCACCAAGUCAUGGAACAGUCCCAUGUGUGAAGAACAGGACUCAGAACAGCCAGAGACUCCAAAAUCCUGGGAAAACAAUGUUGAGAGUAAAAAACACUGUUUAACACCACAAUCACAGAUGUCUACAAAGUCCUGGGGAGGUGCUACAACAAGCCUCAUACCAAAUGACCAGCUCCUGCCCAGGAAGUUUAAUACGGAACCCAAAGAUGUGCCUAAGCCUAUGCAUCAGCCUGUAGUUUCUUCCUCUACCCUUUCAAAGGAUCCAGUAUCGAGGAAAGAAAAACUGCAGGACUUAAUGACCCAGAUUCAAGGAACUUGUAACUUUAUGCAAGAGUCUGUUCUGGAUUUUGACAAACCUUCAAGUGCAAUUCCAUCCUCACAGCCGCCUUCAGCUGCUCCAAGUAGCCCAGUAGUACCUACAGAACAAAAUCUGUCCAGUCAAAGUGAUUUUCUUCAAGAGCCGUUAAAGGCUGCUUCUUCUCCAGUUACUUGUAGCUCAAAUGCUUGCUUGGUUUCUACUGAUCAGGCUUCUUCGGGAUCUGAAACAGAGUUUAUGACCUCAGAGACUCCUGAGGCAGCAGUUCCCCCAAGCAAGCAACUGUCUUCACUAGCUUCUCCAAAUCCUCCCAUGUCAAAGGGCUCUGAACAGGGCUUCCAGUCACCUCCAGCAAGUAGUAAUUCAGUAACCAUUAACACAGCACCCUUUCAAGCCAUGCAGACAGUAUUUAAUGUUAACGCACCUCUGCCUCCACGGAAAGAUCAAGAAAUAAAAGAAUCCCCUUAUUCACCUGGCUACAAUCAAAGUUUUACUACAGCAAGUACACAGACGCCACCCCAGUGCCAGCUACCAGCUAUACAUGUGGAACAAACUGUUCUUUCUCAAGAUACUGCAGCAAAUUAUCAUCCUGAUGGAACUCUUCAAGUAAGCAAUGGUAGCCUUGCCUUUUACCCAGCACAGACGAAUGUAUUUCCAAGACCUACCCAGCCUUUUGUCAAUAGCCGGGGAUCUGUUAGAGGAUGUACCCGUGGUGGGAGAUUACUAACCAAUUCCUAUCGGUCCCCUGGUGGUUAUAAAGGUUUUGAUACUUAUAGAGGACCUGCUUCAAUUUCCAAUGGAAAUUAUAGCCAGCUGCAGUUCCAAGCUAGAGAGUAUCCUGGAACACCUUAUUCCCAAAGGGAUAAUUUCCAGCAGUGUUAUAAACGAGGAGGGACAUCUGGUGGUCCUCGGACAAAUUCAAGAGCAGGGUGGAGUGAUUCUUCUCAGGUGAGCAGCCCAGAAAGAGACAACGAAACCUUUAACAGUGGUGACUCUGGACAAGGAGAUUCCCGUAGCAUGACCCCGGUGGAUGUGCCCGUGACAAAUCCAGCAGCCACCAUACUGCCAGUACACGUCUAUCCCCUGCCUCAGCAGAUGCGAGUUGCCUUCUCAGCAGCCAGAACCUCUAAUUUGGCCCCUGGAACUUUAGACCAACCUAUUGUGUUUGAUCUUCUUCUGAACAACUUGGGAGAAACUUUUGAUCUUCAGCUUGGUAGAUUUAAUUGCCCUGUGAACGGCACUUACGUUUUCAUUUUUCAUAUGCUUAAGCUGGCAGUGAAUGUGCCACUGUAUGUCAACCUCAUGAAGAAUGAAGAGGUCUUGGUAUCAGCCUAUGCCAAUGAUGGUGCUCCAGACCAUGAAACUGCUAGCAAUCAUGCAAUUCUUCAGCUCUUCCAGGGAGACCAGAUAUGGUUACGUUUGCACAGGGGAGCAAUUUAUGGAAGUAGUUGGAAAUAUUCUACGUUUUCAGGCUAUCUUCUUUAUCAAGAUUGAAAGUCAGUACAGAAUUGACAAUAGAAGGAUGGUGUUCUAACUAGUGGGAUUAAAGGAAAAGUAGUCCUUGCCCUCAUGACUGACUGGUUUAGGAAAAUGUUUUCAUUCCUAGAGGAAGAAGGAUGUCCUUACUUUUUUGUUUUCCUUCCCAAGAUGAAAAAUUUCAAGCUGAAUGACAAUUAGCACUAAUCUGGCACUUUAUAAAUUGUGAUGUAGCCUUGCUAGUCAAGCUGUGAAUGUAUAUUGUUUGCACUUAAUCCUUAACUGUAUUAACAUUCAGCUUACUAAACUGACUGCCUCAAGUUCAGGCAAGUUACAAUGCCUUGUUGUGCCUCAAUAAAAAAGUUACAUGCA